Mya arenaria is the source of this 2845-nucleotide messenger RNA. Its product is annotated as myotubularin-related protein 9-like. Bases 238 to 1935 code for a protein of 565 amino acids. The transcript is spliced from 14 exons. Gene Ontology annotation, biological process: negative regulation of autophagy. Lineage: Eukaryota; Metazoa; Mollusca; Bivalvia; Myida; Myidae. The record is from RefSeq and is a predicted model, not a curated record.
AUAUACAUGAAGGGCACCUGCAAGGCUUCAGGGCACAGUUUUUAAUCGCUCGGAACAUUUCGGCCAUGGCCGAGUUGUUACGGUUGUAAAACAAGGUCUAUCUCGAAGCUUUGUCGGAGGAGGCCGAGUUAUUACGAUUGUAUCGAGUUGCUCCCCUUCGCAUAAUUGUUUUCUGUGUCAGUCAACUUUCGUUUUAUUGGAAAGAUUGAAUGCAAAUAAUAAGCCCCCAGCUUAGUCAUGGAGUUUGCAGAGUUCAUAAAAACGCCGAUGGUAGAUCGCGUGAACCUGCGGAAGCCGUUCUGCAAGCCAGUGGAAGGGACACUGUGCAUCACGGGUCACCAUCUCAUACUUUCAUCCCGACAGACGAAUAGGGAGGAACUCUGGCUUCUGCACUCAAGUGUUGACAGCGUAGAGAAGCGUCUCUCAGGGUCUGGUGGGGUGGUGAUGAUCCGAUGUAAGGACUUUACGAGACUUGCCCUCGAUAUUCCCACUGCAGAAGAGUGUUUGAAUGUGGCCCAGUCGAUAGAGCAGCUCUCACAUAUAGACGAUAUUACCCUGGCAUACCCGUUCUUCUACCGACCGACAUUCGACAUUCUGGAAGACGGCUGGCAUGCGUUUCAUCAGGAGUCAGAGAAAAAUCGAUACAAAUCCCUCCUGAAGGAAGAUUGGAGGAUAUCGACCGCUAACAAGGAAUACAGGCUUUGUCAAAGUUAUCCUCAGUCGGUGUUUGUUCCAAAAGCCGUCACGGAUGAAAUGUUGGUGAAGGUUGCGCAGUUCCGACAGAACGGGAGGUUUCCUGUACUUUCCUACUACCACCGAGAAAGCAAGGCCGUGCUGAUGAGGUGUAGUCAGCCUCUGACUGGAGCAAGUGGAAAACGAUGUAAAGAUGACGAGAAGCUCGUUAAUGCUGUUCUCGGCAUCGGUGUUCGUGGUUAUAUCAUAGACACUCGCUCACAGACCCUGGCCAAGCUGGAGAUGAAGACUGGCGGGGGCUAUGAGCCAGAGGCCCACUACUCACAGUGGAAAAGGAUCAACCAAUCGAUAGAGAGAAGACCGGUGUUCCAUGAAUCACUCAUCAAACUCAUAGAAGCAUGUUCCGACACAAGCGCUACACAGGACAAGUGGCUGUCAAAGCUUGAAUCUAGCGGUUGGCUGUCACACGUGAAAGACAUACUGACCUGCGCCUGUCUGGUGGCACAGUGCGUUGAUAAAGACGCUGCGUGCGUGCUUGUCCAUGGAUCUGAAGGCAUGGACACAACCCUCCAGGUGACAUCACUGGCACAGGUCAUAAUGGAUCCAGACUGCAGGACUUUUACUGGGUUCGAAGCAUUGAUAGAACGGGAAUGGUUACAAGCCGGUCAUCCUUUCACAGACCGAUGUGCGAAAUCGGCACAUGCAAUCACAAAACAGCGCCAAGAGUCGCCAGUUUUUCUCCUGUUCCUUGAUUGCGUCUGGCAGAUUUGGCAACAGUUUCCAUGCUCGUUUGAAUUCACAGAAGACUUCCUGAUCUUGUUGUUUGAACAUGCCUACUCUUCACAGUUUGGAACCUUCCUGUGCAACUCAGACUUGGAGCGGCGAUGUUUGAAAUUAGAGAGUCGAACUGUCUCACUCUGGUCUUACCUAAACCGACCAGAAGUGUUAGGACGCUAUAUCAAUCCAAUGUAUGACCCCAACCCUAUGGUGAUAUGGCCCUCAGUGGCCCCUCAGAGCCUGUUGUUAUGGAAUGGGCUCUUCCUUCGUUCCCACAUCAACCAGUGCAAGCAAGAAGAAGCAUGGACGGAAGUUGCUAAGAUCCGGCAGUAUGACAAAGAGUUGAGGUCAAAGGUCACCAAAUUGAGAAGACAUUUAGUGUGUUUAGAGAAAGAGGCCACAGCUGCAGGAGUUAUCCUUCCUGCAACCCUGGACGGGGAUGUGAACGGUUGUGUGAAAAAUUAGAAAAAUGUGUAAUUAUACACAACAGUUACCAGACAAUAACCCUGUGAUUGAAAUUAGCACAACUCAGCAAGCAUGACACUAGUCUGGUAAAAUGCUUUUCAGGCUUUCUCAAAUGUUGGGUUUUAAAUAUAUACAUGUACAUGUUGCAAGUCUUGUUUAUGUGUAUAUGCCAACCAAUAGCGUAAGAAUUUGGAUUUGUAUAUCCAAAGUUCUAAUUCUAAUGACUGAAAUCAUUUUUAAGAAUGGGAAAUCAGUCCAUACAUACAUAUAUAUAUAUAUGUCAAAUUAACUUUAAAUUUUAAAUAUUUUGUUAGUCAAAUCUGGUACAAUACAAUUCAGUUGUGUCAAAAAAGACACUAUUUUGUUGCAUACCGGACGUGUGCUUCCGGUUAGGUGACCAGUGCUGGAAAAACCCAUCUUACACCCACCAUGUAAGAUGAGUCACGUGCAACAACACGUGAUUUUUAAAGGAACUAUUUGACGUCAAUUGUGUUUUAAAAUUACUGCGCUUUAUGACGUUACUGGUAAACAACGUCGCACACGCUUUUUGGUGAAAUGUACAAAAGUGAGUUUUCUACGUUAAUUUUUCCACAGUGUUAAUUGUAGAUAUGCAAGAAAAAAUAUCAAUCAUGGUUUUCAGGUAUGGAGCGAAAAAUCUGACCCUCGGGCAUGCUGCGUGGCCGGUUACUCGGCAAGCCUUGUGACCGACUUUUGCAUGUGCCCUCGGGUUGGAUUUUUCUAUCCGCACCGGAAACACAUGAUAGAAACUUAUAUUAUACAACUGUAAAAUGAUAUUCUGCAUUAUAUUAAACUUAUUUGAAUAACCUAGUGUAUUAACACUAUUUAAGAAAUAUAACACACCACUGAGGGUCAUAUGGCAUUAUAAGGACCGGCCAGUCAGCCACCGAAG